This is a messenger RNA of Bombus pascuorum, 4844 nucleotides long. Its product is annotated as mucin-19-like. The coding region runs from base 164 to 4735 and encodes 1523 amino acids. Lineage: Eukaryota; Metazoa; Arthropoda; Insecta; Hymenoptera; Apidae. The transcript has 6 exons. The record is from RefSeq and is a predicted model, not a curated record.
GCUUCUUGAUCUCUUCGCAAGAUCGAGUGUAAGUAAGCUGAAGAAGAAGAAAAACAGGGAAGAGAUACUACAUAUUUGGAGGGAAUCGGCGAAUGAAUUUACUAGAACUACCGCCAAAUAGAAGCUAACAGUCGCAGCGAAGGCCUCAAAGUAAAUUGGAGCCAUGCGACCGAUCCUUGUCAUCCUGGUUUUCUUCUCAGGAUCAGUACUCUCAAAAUACUAUGAAAAAAAACGCUUUGACCGCUCCAUCUACGAUGACUUUGAAAUACCGAAUAUUGGCAAACACUUAGUAAAGAAACAAUGGACAUUUACUGAUUAUGAAACGCAUUUUAGUGCAUAUAAGGAUAGAGAAGAAAACAAUUGCUAUGUAGAGAAACUAGAAGACAAUAUCGCUGCAGAAGGGCUUUCAGAAAAUGGAAUUGAACAGAAGCAAACAUCAAAAGUUCUUUAUGCUCCAAACGAAUUUUUGACAAAAUUAGAGGCAUGGCAAAUUGCAGGAGCUAGAAUAGUUGAUUUCUGUAAUGGCCACAAAAUUAUUUUACUACAAAAAACUAUUCCAAUAUUCGAACAAACGAUAGAUCCUUUUUUUAAUAUACUUCCUCUGGAUGAAAAUGAUAUCGUAACAAGAAGAGUAGCUGAUAUACUUCUAACACCACUGAUAAGUCGAGCUAAGAGACAAGUCGCGCUUGAAGAAAGGCAGAAACUUAAUAAAAACUUUAAACGAAAUCGUUUGCGUCGUCAAGUACAACCAUCUCCAGGAAAAUUUCGAGGACAGACACAAUCUCAAUACUUAAGUAUCGGUAAUAAUGAACAGAAAGAAGGCAAGGCCGAGGCUGAAGCUACUCAACAAUCUUCCCGCGCAGUUGUUACUGGAAGCAAUGGUAUGGGGCAAGCACAGAGUAUGUCAUUGGGUAGUAGUGGAUGUGAAGAUUGUUCAAAAUAUACUGGUGAAAAUGUUCCAGAUAGAUAUGUUCAAAUUCCAGCAAUCAAACAACCAGGAGAUAAUACUGUUGGACAACCGGGCAUGAUCACUCCUGGAAUGGGUACAACUUAUCCUAGUAAAAUACCUGCUAGUACAGUUCGAGAUCACAUGCCUUACCUUGGUAACAUACCUGAUACUAGUGGUGGUGCAAUGUAUCCUGGACGUAUACCUGACACUGCAACUGGUAGUGAUGCAUCAUACCCAACAAGAGUAGGUGGCACAAUUUAUCCCGGAAAUAUACCUACUACUACAAUUGAUGGUAGAGUAGUCCAUUCUGGAAGUGUAUCUGGAGGAACUGUACCUGGUACAACAACUGCUGGUGGUGUAGCUUAUCCUGGAGGAGUUCCUGGCACUAUAACAGGUGGUGGUGCAGUUCACCCUGGUGGCUUACCUGGUACUGUAAUAAGUAGGCAUAUACCUUAUUCUGGAGGUGUACCUCGUACUACUGGUGGUGGUGUUGCUUACCCUGGAAAAAUACCUACUACUACAACUGGUGGUGGUGUUGCUUACCCUGGAAAAAUACCUACUACUACAACUGGUGGUGGUGUUGCUUACCCUGGAAAUAUACCUACUACUACAACUGGUAGUGGUAUUGCUUACCCUGGAAAUAUACCUACUACUACAACUGGUAGUGGUGUUGCUUACCCUGGAAGUGUACCUAGUACUACAAUUACUGGUAGUACAGUUUACCCUGGAGGUGUAUCUAGUGAUGGUGCAGCUUAUCCUGGAAGCAUGCCUGGUACAACAAUUGGUGGUGGUGUAACUUAUCCAGGGAGCAUGCCUAGUACAACAACUGGUGGUGGUAUAGGUUAUUCUGGAAGCAUUCCUAGUAUAACAACUGGUGGUGGUGUAACUUAUCCUAGAGGAGUGCCUGGUACUGUAACAGGUGCUGGUGCAGUUCACCCUGGAGGUGUACCUGGUGCAACAACUGGUCUAGAUGUAGCUUAUCCUGGAGGCGUGCCUGGUACUGUAACAGGCGGUGGUGUAGUUCAUCCUAAAGGUGCACCUGAUAUAACAACUGGUCGUGGUGUAGCUUAUCCUGGAGGAGUACCUGGUAUUGUAACAGGUGGUGAUAUAGUUCACCCUGAAAGCAUACCUGGUACAACAACUGGUCAUAAUGUAGCUUAUCCUGUAGGAGUGGCUAGAACUUUAACAGGUGGUAGUACAGUUUACCCUGGAGGUGUAUCUGGUAUUACAACUGAUGGUCAUAUUGCUUACCCUGGAGGUGUACCUAGUACUACAACUGGUGGUGUUGUAACUUAUCCCGGAGGUGUACUUGGUACUACUACUGGUGAUGGUGCAGUUUAUCCCGGAGGUCUGCCUGGUACUGCAACUACUGGUGGCAUAGCGUACCCUGGAAUAAUUUCUGGUACAACAACUGCUGGUGGUAUAGCUUAUCCUAGAGGUGUACCUGGUACUACGACUAGUGAUGAUGUUACUUACCCUGGAGGAGUACCUGGUACUGUAACUGGUGGUAGUGUACCUUACCCGAGUGGUGUUUAUACUGGUGGUACUGUACCAGAUACCAGACAUACUCUUCAUGGCCAAAUUAUAACAGACUCAAAAGCAAUUGGAGAUGCUAAAGUGUAUCCUGGUGGACAGUUCCCUACAGAAUUUUUUGGAACACCAGGUACACCAAGGACUUUUCCUGGUCGUCCAGCUGAUGUUACAAGUGUUUAUGGCAGUGGUAUUUCACCACCAGCAAGUCAAUUAGGAGAAACUGUACAUUAUCCAGGAAAUGUGAUACCAGGUAAAAAGAUUGAUGGAGGCAUUAUACCAGGAAUGUCUGUCACAGCUCCAAGUGGUGAUAUUACCUAUUCUACUGCACCAGGAACAAAUAAUCUUGAUGGUACAAGAGAUUCUUUCCAAGGAAAAUACUCAGAGAAUCGUGCAAUAAUACCGCAGAGCUAUCCAUUGCAAGGACAAUAUCCUGGCAGUUCAAGAUGGCAAGAUAAAGGAGCUUUAACUUCAAGUCUUGUGGGACAUGGACAAGUAAUUGAACAAUACCCAGGUGAAGGACAAGGUAUCAGACAAUAUCCUGGUAGCAUACAGUAUCCAUCCAAUAUAAGAUCCAUAACAAGUACUGGAGAGAUUCCUCAAUAUUAUCAACAACCUAAUAAUCUUUUACCUGUAGAAAAUGAUAACUCUAAUUCUCAAGCAUCUAGUUCUGUAAAACAAACAGAUUCAGGUACUCAAGCAAGCGCAUCCGCUCAAGGCAAGUUUCAACAAGGUACAGCUCAAUCUCAAGUAACAGGUACUUAUAGUGGUUCUGGAUCAUUCUCAGCUCAAGCUGGUAGUACUGACAUAAAUAAAAGUGCACAAGCUGAAAUUAAUGGUGGUAAAGAAGGUGCAGUAAGCAAUGCUCAAGGAGUUGGUGGUUAUGGAAAGAGUCAAACACAAGUUCAAUUAAAUUCAGAAUUAGGUGCUACAACAACAGGUGCACAAAGCAGUGGCUGGAAUCAUGGUACAAAUUCUCAAGUACAAGCAAGCUCCAAAGGUGGAAUGGCAGAUGCUCAAGCAAAUGGUGAAGGAAGUACUUCAAGUCAAGCUCAAAUUGGUUUUCAACCAUAUCUUAAGACAGAUGAAAAAAUUGAAAGAUAUUCGAAACCAUUCCGCGGAGGUGGAACAGCCUCCGCUCAAAGUGGAGCAUAUACAGGUCAAUCUCAAUCUCAACUUGAAGGAUCUUUCCAAUAUGGAAUUACUUACACUGGUGCUGCACAAGCAGGAUCGGGAUCUGGUGCAGCAACUUCUAGAAAGCCAUUCAACUUCAAUCUUACGGAUAGUGAGCUAUUUAAACCAUUCAAACCAUCUUAUAGACCACAAAUUAUACAGAAGAAUAGUAGUGAAAGGAUAAAUACAGCCUCAGAUAAUGAAUAUAAUCAAGACAAACUUCAGUCAGGUUUACAAACUAGUUCUAGUUUCCAAAGAAGAACUUUUACUAAGCCAGAUGACAAUUCGCGAAAUAUUACUAGUAAACCAGAUCAAUCUGUUGAAAAGUCCCAACUGGAUGAUUCAGUAUAUGAUUAUGAAGAAGAAUAUAAUGGCGAAGAUUAUGACAUGUCAUCAUUUCAAACUUCAAUGAAUCCGAAGAUUUCAAAAAACUAUGCUGCAGAACAAAAUAAUAGUAACUAUCAAUUACAAACAUUACAUGUUGCAGCUGGAAAUCAGUAUGACAUUCAUGUGAAACAAGAUACUAAUGCAGCACAAGUUGGUGAUGUCCUCCAACCUGGACAAUCAUUACAAUCAAGGUACACUAUACCACCUGGCUUUCGUGGUAGAAUAACAUCUGUAGCUGGUGAUAAAACUAUUACUCAUGGCAAUGGGAAAUCUCAAUCUCAAACAGUUUCUCUGAUUCCAAAAGAACCAAGUAUAACUUACGAAAAUAAAUCACCUAUUUCAGAAAUCAGAUCUCUUAAAACUAAUCAUGAAAGAUUAAUAGAAAAUCAUGCUGCAUCUAAAGAAAAGCAAAAAAAUUCUUUUCCACAAAUCCAAUAUCAAACUUCAACAGAAUAUCCGAAAUUCAAUUCUAAUGUACCAAUGAAACCAAGUUAUUAUACAAUAACAAACAGCAUUGCUGGUAAACUAGAUGGUAGAAAUUCACCAAGGAAAUAUGAACAUCGUUAUUACACGAAAAGUUCAACUUGUGGAUAUUUUACAUUCUCUUGCAAUAUUGUAUAUGGUUCUAAUGGUAGAACAAAAAUUUGCAAACCAAAAAUGCCGACAUAUCCCGAUGGUACUCCCAUGAAAUGUUAAAUAGUGAUUAUAAGGUUCAAAAACUCUCUUGUAUUGUUUAAAAAAACUUAGUUUUUAUUCAUAGAUUAUUUUAUACUUUACUAAUAUUAGAGAUAUUUUUUUAUUACAA